This is a messenger RNA of Acomys russatus (golden spiny mouse), 1122 nucleotides long. RefSeq names its product olfactory receptor 4F4-like. Gene Ontology annotation, biological process: G protein-coupled receptor signaling pathway. Gene Ontology annotation, molecular function: olfactory receptor activity; G protein-coupled receptor activity. Gene Ontology annotation, cellular component: membrane. Lineage: Eukaryota; Metazoa; Chordata; Mammalia; Rodentia; Muridae. The record is from RefSeq and is a predicted model, not a curated record. The coding region runs from base 1 to 1122 and encodes 373 amino acids. The transcript has 4 exons.
AUGGCCCUCAUCUGUGGAAUAGACCAUGUUUUCUCCAAAGGCCAGGGGAAAACUGUGACAGUAUGCAUCAGUCUGCCAAUUCCAGGGAAACCUGGCUUUGAACAUUUCUACCAUAUGGAAGCAAGUGCAGAGACUCACUUCUGGAAUGAAUCAACAAGGGAAACAAAUCACUCUGUGGUGACUGAAUUUAUUUUUAUUGGACUCUCUGAUUCUCAAGAACUUCAGAUCUUUCUGUUUGCAUUCUUCUUUGUUUUCUAUGUAGGUAUUGUGUUUGGGAACCUUCUUAUUGUCAUAACUGUGACUUCUGAUUCCCACCUCCACUCCCCUAUGUACUUCCUGCUGGCCAACCUUUCAUUCAUCGAUUUAUGUCUGUCCUCUGUCACAGCUCCAAAGAUGAUUGCUGACUUUUUCUGCAAAUACAAAGUCAUCUCUGUCAAGGGCUGUUUUGCACAGAUCUUUCUUCUUCACUUCUUUGGGGGAAGUGAGAUGGUGACCCUCAUUGCCAUGGCCUUUGACAGAUAUGUAGCAAUUUGUAAGCCUCUACGCUACAUGACUAUUAUGUGUGGCAAUGUAUGCAUUGGCAUUGUGGCCACUGCAUGGGGAAUUGGCUUCCUACAUUCAGUGAGCCAAUUGGCCUUUGCAGUGAACUUACCCUUUUGUGGUCCCAAUAAGGUUGACAGUUUUUACUGUGACCUUCCUAGAGUACUUAAACUUGCCUGUGCAGACACAUAUAAGUUAGACCUCAUGGUCAUUGCCAACAGUGGUAUACUCACUCUGUGUUCUUUUGUUCUCCUAAUCAUCUCCUACAGUAUCAUUCUAAUGACCAUCCAGCGCCGCCCUUCUGACAGAUCAUCUAAAGCUCUGUCUACACUGACUGCUCAUAUCACAGUAGUUCUUUUGUUCUUUGGACCUUGCAUCUUCAUUUAUGCUUGGCCGUUCCCCAUCAAGUCAUUAGAUAAAUUCCUUGCUGUGUUUUAUUCCGUGGUCACUCCUCUCUUGAACCCUAUUAUAUACACACUGAGGAACACAGAGAUGAAAACUGCAAUGAGACGUCUCAUAAUCAAGAUAAUGAACAUCUCUAAUUUUUUCAUGUUAUCAAUCAGAUAUUUUGUGUUCACUUAG